AUGUGCAAGCCAUCAGAGGGCGUGGUAAUCCCCUUCCGCUCCGCUAAUUAUGAAACCCCUCCAACCCGCAAAUGGAUGAAGCCCAAGCCCUCUCCGCCCGCUUGCGCGGAAUACCUUGACAAACUCGUCAAGUAUUUCGCCCACUUUGACCCCGUUCACAGAUUAACAGAGUUCCUGGAGCCCUUUGAGAGAGUAAUCCAACCAGAGGAGCUGUGGCUCUACAAAAACCCCUUGGUGGAGUCAGACCACAUCCCCAAGAGGGUCAUGUUCGCAAUUUCGUUUCUCACUCCUUUGGCUGUGAUAUUCGUGGUGAAGAUCAUUCGGCGGACAGAUAAGACAGAAAUCAAGGAAGCGUGUCUAGCUGUCUCACUGGCUCUAGCCUUGAAUGGAGUCUUCACAAACACUAUCAAGUUGAUCGUUGGCAGACCCAGGCCAGACUACUUCCAGCGCUGUUUCCCAGAUGGACAGGUGAARGUUAAGAUGCUGUGCACCGGAGAACCAUACCUGGUGUCAGAGGGACGCAAGAGUUUCCCAAGCAGCCACUCUUCUUUUGCAUUCUCUGGCUUGGGCUUCACCUCCUUCUACCUGGCUGGYAAGCUGCAUUGCUUCACGGACCAGGGCCGUGGGCGCAGCUGGCGUCUGUGUGCCAUGUUGCUGCCCCUCUACAGUGCUGUGAUGAUCGCCCUGUCKCGCACCUGUGACUACAAACACCACUGGCAAGAUGCCUUUGUUGGAGGGGUGAUCGGCCUGCUCUUUGCCUACAUCUGCUACCGGCAGCACUACCCCCCGUUCCUGCACACGGACUGCCAUCUGCCUUACGCCAGUCUGGCCAAAGCCCAUGGCAAUCCCCUGGUCCUGCCCACCGAGAACACCACCAGCAUGCCUCUGAAGGGGCUGACAGUGGGGCCUGUAUGA
Molecule: messenger RNA, 915 nt
Organism: Salvelinus sp. IW2-2015
Lineage: Eukaryota; Metazoa; Chordata; Actinopteri; Salmoniformes; Salmonidae
Source: RefSeq, a predicted model, not a curated record